This is a messenger RNA of Closterium sp. Yama58-4, 531 nucleotides long. The record is from the annotation of a GenBank genome assembly. NCBI's taxonomy places the organism in Eukaryota, Viridiplantae, Streptophyta, Zygnematophyceae, Desmidiales, Closteriaceae.
AUGUGCGACGGGGCGGUGGAGGAGGAGGAGGAGGAGGAGGAGGAGGGAGUGGUGGCGGGAGUGCUGGCGGGAGUGGUAGCGUCGGUAGCGGCGGUGGAGGCGGUGGCGGCGGAGGGGGUGGCGGCGGCGGUGACGGCAGCGGUGGCGGCGGCGGUGGCGGUCGGGGAGGCGGUGGCGGCGGCGGUGGCGGUCGGGGUGGAGGCGCUGGUGCUGGCCAGAAACAGCAGCAGCAGCAGCAGCGUUCCCGUACGUCCCAGCAGCUUCGUGAGUGGCUUGCUCAGCGUGGGACGUCUCGGUGUAGUGGUCGCUACCCGUAUGUCAUUCGCACAGGUGACCGCAAGGGUCAGACAUGCGGGAAGUUUCACACCCAGCACCGCUGCUUCUCCCGCCUUGACGACGCCUGGCGUGAGGAGAUGGGCGAGGAGGUUAAGCGCCCUCGCUGGUAUGGCUGGUGUAGACAUCUUUGCUCUUGACUAUGAUGCUAUUAUUGCUACUAUGUAUGCAUUGGAGGUUAGUGUUGACGGCGACUGA